AUGUUCCAGGCUCUUCUUGAGAUGUCGGAGGUGAGGGACUCGGUCAUCUCACGCCAUGACACCGCUGCUGCCCAGACCUCUUCUGGACGUGUUAUCGUCCUACCACGGUACAAGCUUGAGACCGUGCCUAAAGCGCCAGCAGCAAAAGUGGAGCUGAGCGCACCCGUGAAGGCCACCCCAGAGCAGGGCUGGGGAAAAGGUGAAGGCGCUGGAAAGAAAGAGGCUCUUGCUGAGAAGCGCCUCCUCCACCGAGCAAGGCUUUCCCCACAGCGCUUACCUGCAGUGACUGUGAAGUCAGAGCAGAGUCACAAAACUGAGAGGAGCGAGCCUCGUGCCAGGCAGCUGCCGCCCAUCCAGGGGAGCUCCUUGAAGGAAAUAGAGGCGAAAGAGAAAGUAAUUCCUCUGGUUCAACCCAUAACAGUCGACUUCAUUGCCAGAACGAUUGAGAGCAGAGGAAAGAAUAACCACUUGCAGAGCAAGGAGAGGCUUCCAGAACACAUCAGGAAAUUCUUGGGUGAAGAGGAAAAGAAGAAAAAGGAGCUGGCGAAGGCAAAAACAAGUCGAGGGCAAACCCCACCAGCAACUGAAUGGAAGGCCAAGAGACAAAAGGAGACGCCCGAGGCGAAAGCUGAGCGAGAAAAGGAGACACAGAGGAGCCAGGAAUCCAGUUCCUCUGACGAAUUAUCAGCCAGCGACCUGACGAGCACAGAGACGGAGGAGUCCAGCCUCGACCUCCUGGAGAUGAUGACGAUGCAGGAGUGGGAAGGGGAUAGCGAAGGUCCACCCACAGUCCACGAGGAUGACACUGUUCCCCCUAAGCGGAGCUUGUCCCCACGGACACACCGGUCCCUGCAGGAGGUGGUGACGUGCAUCCUGGGGCAGGUUGAGCGCAAGCGCAGCGGGCAGUGGGACGAGGAGGUGGCUCUGCAGGACAAGCUCAAGUGCGAGCUGGCAGUGCUGCGGUGGCAUCGCUCGCGGAAAGAGGAACGCAGCAGCCAACAGCUGCGGGAAGCUGGACUCCAGCCUGCACCCCCUGCUAGGCCAGGGAAGAGGAGGGCACGACCGGCACAGUCCCGCGUGUGCACGGAGGAGGAAGGAUGCAAGCUCUGGGACUCCUUGCGCAAGAAGUACCAGCAGAAGGCAAGGGCCAAAAGUGGCACCCAAGAAGCCUUGGCAAGAAGAGCGAGACCAGUGGAGGCCCAGGUACCGCAGGCAGGGAAAAACAAUUAGGAAACAAGCAUUGCUUUCCUG
This is a messenger RNA of Phalacrocorax carbo (great cormorant), 1251 nucleotides long. Lineage: Eukaryota; Metazoa; Chordata; Aves; Suliformes; Phalacrocoracidae. The record is from RefSeq and is a predicted model, not a curated record.